Messenger RNA from Cyanistes caeruleus (blue tit), 576 nucleotides. The record is from RefSeq and is a predicted model, not a curated record. NCBI's taxonomy places the organism in Eukaryota, Metazoa, Chordata, Aves, Passeriformes, Paridae.
AGACCCCAAACUGUGCCGUCUGCCCCGCUCCUGGUCAUUAACUCUGCUUCUCUGCUUUGUUUUCUCCAUUCCAAGGUGGGCCUUAAUGUUCUGAUCCAGAGAGCAAACAAGUUUACCCCGGCCACUCGGCUCCUGAUCCAGAGGUUCGUGCCAUUCCCUGCUGUCGCCAGUGCCAACAUCUGCAACGUGGUCCUGAUGAGGCACACGGAGCUGGAGGAGGGGAUCGACGUGCUGGACGACAAUGGGAACAUCGUGGGCUCCUCCAGAGUUGCUGCCAAACACGCUCUGCUGGAAACGGCCCUGACCAGAGUGGUCCUGCCCAUGCCUAUACUGGUUCUACCUCCCAUCAUCAUGUCCGUGCUGGAGAAAACUUCGCUCCUGAGGUCCCGUCCCCGGAUGAUUCUCCCGGUCCAAAGCCUCGUGUGCCUCGCUGCCUUUGGCCUGGCCCUGCCCCUGGCCAUCAGCCUCUUCCCGCAGAUGUCAGAGGUCAGUGCGUGCCGGGGGCUCUUGGGGGUACCAACCACGGCCUCUCUGCCCUCCUGUCCUGUUCCUGUGUCCUGAUGGAGCCAGUGCUCC